Messenger RNA from Mercenaria mercenaria, 8543 nucleotides. Its product is annotated as zinc finger protein 287-like. Bases 204 to 2033 code for a protein of 609 amino acids. Gene Ontology annotation, molecular function: DNA-binding transcription factor activity, RNA polymerase II-specific; RNA polymerase II cis-regulatory region sequence-specific DNA binding. The record is from RefSeq and is a predicted model, not a curated record. Gene Ontology annotation, biological process: regulation of transcription by RNA polymerase II. NCBI's taxonomy places the organism in Eukaryota, Metazoa, Mollusca, Bivalvia, Venerida, Veneridae. The transcript is spliced from 4 exons.
CGUUGGUCUAUUUGCGCAACUUUAUCCACUUUUUGCUUAUUAAAAUGAUUUUGGUUAUUCUUUGCCACGCCAAAAAUGGCGGAAAUUUAUUUGCAACUUUUACGAAUAAUUAAACAAUCUUACUCUACAAUAUUACAUGCUUGCAAAAGUGCUGCUUGAAUUUAGAAUACUAGUGUAAGGAGAAAUCAUCUACUUCAGCCACCAUGGAGUCUUACUUGAUGAUGUUAUACGUGACACUAGAGCAGGAGUCUGCCCUGAAAAACUUCUUUGUGGACCAAGGAUGGAUGUUUUGUAAACCAGAUUUGUCAGUAACAACAGACAAACUGGGACCAGCUGUUCAAAAUCCACCAGUUGUCAGUGAAGAAAUAAGUCUUCCUGAGACAGAUAUUCCUCCUCAGAUGAAACAGACAAUUCCGGAAAUCAAAAUAAACAUUCCACCAUCUAAACCAGCCACAGGGACAAGUACAGUGCGGAGAGGAAAAAGAAAGACAAAGUCACCAAAACAAACUGCAAUACGCAUUAAACAGGCCAAAGUGGCUAGUGCUUCAGUGCCAGAGCCAAGUGAAUCAAAUGAAAACUUAGUAACAGAAGCAGUAGAAAGUAAUAAAAGUGAAACUCUGGAUACAAGUAAAAUUAAAGUGCCAAUCACAGUACAGGUAGAGGAUGGAAAUCAGUUUACAAUUAAAAUUGAACAAGAAAGUGAGGAUGUGGGUAAUGACAAAGGAGAGGUUGAUAACAGUGAUGUGGUUGGUAAUGAUGAUUUUGAUGAUGGUGAUGAUGAUAAUGAUGAAGAAACUAAUGUGGAUUAUAGUUUUGAAGGGGCUUCUACAAGUGAAGGAGAUACUAGUGUAAAGAUGGAAAGUCAGUCGCUUGGAAAUAAUUCCACAAAUGUAAACACUGCUGCCAAAGGUGGUUCUUCAGGCAAAGGCAAAAAACGGAGACAGUAUAAGAUGACAAACCUACGAGAAGCCUAUAAUAUGGUGAAAGAGCUUGGAGUUUCUGUAAACAAGGCUGCCAAGAUUUUUGAUGUACCACGUUCUACACUUAGAGACAGGGUUGAGAACAGAGUUUCUAUCGAUGUCACUAAAAAUGGAACAAGUCCACUCCUCAGCGCAGAUGAAGAAGCGAAGUUCACUGUUCACUUGAUGCAAUUAGCUGAGAUCGGUUAUGUAUAUACACAGGUUGAGAUCAGUAGACAGGCUUCUGAUUAUGCUGUUGUGUUAGGUAAACGUGAGGCAGAUAAUCCAUUUAGUACAAAAUGGUAUAAGCUAUACCGUAAGCGACAACAUGAAUGUGAUCGCUUUAUAACUAGCCGGUCAAAUCAGAAGCUCACUUGUGUGGAAGAAGAAUGCAUUGUCAAAUAUUAUGAGAGACUCGACAAGGUUAUUCAUGAGUAUAAUCUAGAAAACAAACCUGAUAAUAUUUAUCUGCUGGAUGAAAUUGAUAUUGAAAUGGAUGAAACUGUUGAGGAGUGCAAAACAGUGACUGUUAUUGGGGCGGGAAGUGCUACUGGACAGGUAAUUCCACCAUAUUUCAUCAUCGUUACAGGUCUACAAGAUGAAGAUAGUAUCUUUAUGAGAAAAUCUCAGCUGAUCACAAAAGGUUUUAAGAACUACCUUAGCAGCCAUUUCAUGAAGAAUGUUAAAAGGGGGGAUGAAACUGAACCAAUCGUUUUGUUAUAUGAUGGCCAUAAAAGCCAUUUGUCAUUAGACCUCAUAGAAUGGGCAAAAGACAAUCAUAUUGUGUUAUUGGUUGUCCCACCUCAUGAAUGUUGUAUUGUGAAAACAAGAAAUGAAGGUGUUUUUGAACCACUAAAGUCGCAGUACAACAAGGAGUAUAAUAAACUGUUAAAGCGAAACAAACAAGUUGAAGCAAGUGUUGAUGUUAUUUCUGUAGCUAAACAUGUAUAUGAUGAUGUAGUCAAUGCAACAGCUCUGCAGUCAUGGUUUGAAACAACUGGGAUAUAUCCAUUACAAGAUGGAGAAAGCAUGUGUGGUUUAUUGACAAGUCAAGACAAAUUAAGCUUAAAGUAGUAGUUAAAAUGACCUUCAGUUGGCUGUUAAUGAGAAAGGAGCAGUUUAAUACUGAAAAUGAUGUGUGCAAAACACAACUUGAAAAGAGUGACCAUUAAAGAGACUGACUUCCAGUUUUAUGGCUAAAAGGAGUAUCCAUUAAAGAGCCCCUGCCAGAUUAAUGACAGAAGUUUAUUUUUCAACAUUUUGAAAACAUUGAACAGUUUGUAGAGUAUAAAAGUCCUGAAUUCCUGAAUUAAAUAAUUCAAGUGCAGCUGAAACCUUGUCUUUCAUCUCUAUUUCAUCUGGUGAAUAAUAGGAUUUAGCUGUUAUAUACGUUUUACAUUUUCUCUGAAUACUGCCUUUAAUCACUCCUAUUAUAGGUUUUACUUCUCAUUUUUGAUUACUCGUCAUACAAAAUGUGUUUCUUAGUUGCAAAUACGUUGACAUAUCUUGAGGUGAGUUUCUGAAGUUUAGGCCUAUGCUAUUUUGAAAUUAUGAAUUAGGUGGGUGGGGUACAUGAUAUAAUUUCUGAGGAAUUUCGAAGUUACUGUAAAACAAACGUUAUUCCAAUGUGACAAUACAUCAAAACCAUGAAGUGCUGAACUCUUACUUUAAUUAAAAAAGUAAAGUGGGAAAAGUUAUCAGUAUGCUCGUGUCACAAUUUUCGGGGUACGUAUUCUAUGUCAUGGUCAGGGCUUCGGAAAUUUGUCGGUUUUGGACCGAUUUUUUACUUUUCAACUUUUCAAACCGAUUCAUGAAGUGAAAAAAACGAAAAAAAAUCAGUCCCGUAAAAAUGGAGAAAAGUAUAAAUUUUCGUCUGAUAUCUCAAUACACCAUCUACUGCCAAGCAGGAAAUUGUUGGUUGCACCCUCAGAUAAUCAAUAAACGUGUCAAACGGUCUGAUUGUCACUUUGAUAAUCGGUCCGUAAUUAGCACGUGACACAAUCAGUGCUCGCGCAGCACAUCCUUUAAUGUUUGCAGACAGCCGACUGCAAUGUAUUAAACAUUUUUGACUGGUUUCCAAAUAUGUCUGACUGGAUCCAAAUCAUUUCGACGGGGAUCCACUUCUUUUAUUUAGAAUCCAACGGAUGGUUUAUUUCAAAAGGUUAAUUGUACAUUAUAGGUCUUUGAUUUAAUGAUACAUCACACGGAAAACCGAUCAAAAUAUAUUUUUUGUAGUUACUUGAUUUGAAAAAAUUUCAAGAUUCAUUUGUUGGGGCUCAAGUUGACCCAAGUGCAGAAAAUCGUCUUUGCAACCUGACUGUGCAAAAAGAAAAAGAAAAAAAAAUGGACUGGCAAACACGAAUGAUAAAGCAAACCGGAGUGGCGCUGUUUAUCAAAUCGGUCUUUUAAAAAACGUUUCAAAAUGAAAUUUUGUUUACAUCAGAAGAGAACAUAUAACUUUAUAAAAUGUAGUUGCUUAUUGAAGUACAACAUAAGUGAAAUGAAAUAUCCGUGGCCAACACGCGUGACCUUUUGGUACUAUAUAUGCAGGACAUUCGAUCUCAGCGUUCAUUUAACGUACACAUUCGGUCCGCGGCAGAGUAUUCUUAAAAUACUGAGGCUGUUUUAGCAGAGAAUAUGUGUCGUGUAAUUCACUUUGAUGCAUUGUAUUUUAUAGAAUUCCGUCAAAGAAUGAGGAAACAUCACAAAGUAUCUGCCGUGUAUACGUUACCGGUCAAGUGCGUUGGCUUUAAGACUAGUUACGCACACGGUGUCAAUGCCUCGGUAAUUUUAUCCUUACAAGUAUUUUCUCGGAAAAAAAACGAAAUUUAAAUAAGUAACGAUCACACAUAACACUGAAUAACUGUCUUCAUUAUAUGGAAACACGCGGUGACCGGUAACUCAGUUUUAAUGCAUGACAUGCUUAUUUCUUUACUCUAUCACGUUUUACAAAAUAUGUAAUAUUGGGAAUGCGGUGGGUGGGGUAGCGCCGAUGUCAGGAUUUUCGUUUCGGACUGAUUGAGUUAUCAAAAUUUCCGGAGCCCUGUCAUUCUGCAUAACUGCGAAAAACUAUAACAUACAUAAUAAAGCUAAACUACCCGUGUAAAUGAGCUGAGAGCUAUUUUUCUGUUUCUGUUUAUUACUUUUCUAAAAAACACAUUACAAUUUACCAGGUGUUGGCAAAAUUUGUCAUUUUUGUGCACAUACUUUUAAACAUGAAAGAAGUCCGAACUAUAGGUAUGGUGUGUGAGAAGGACCUGAGCGCUUACGUAGUGCUCAUUUACAGGGAGUCUACUGCUCAGAUAAAUAUAUAUAUAACUUUAUCAUAAGUCCGCAAAGUGCAACAAAAGAAAUAGCAGUAUUAAUUUUGUAAUAAUAUUAUUUAUUUACAAGGUAUGUCUGACAAAUGACCGAGAAUUCUAACUGACUUUUUAGAAAGCUGCAUUUUCAAGUACCUGAAAUUUUCCACUUUGGUUAAAAAAAAGAUUUUUUUUUUACAAUAGAUAAUGACUGACUAUAGAAGGUAAUAAAAAUACCCUUGACCUAGAGAAUGCUACAACCUACUAAACUUCAAAGUUUAAGUUUAAAAUUUAAAUUAUAUUGAACACGAUUGGUUUAAUUUAAGGUGAAAAAAUAAACUAGAACACUAUGAUAAAAAUCGAAUAGAUCAUUUUGGACAUGUUAGACAGUGAGAAAGCAAACGCAUCGUAUGUAUUAUUUAGCAUGGAUGAUUUGCACUGUGAAUAUAUACUUUUUACACUUAACAUUUAAUUCCACGAGUACACACACAUAUACAUAUAUAUUUACCUUUACCUUUUAUACAUUAGGAAUAUGUUUGUUUUACACCUGAAGUGAGUUUUUGAUCCCACUUCGGUGAUGGGCGAGGAAUUCGAAGCCAGCAACCAUGACCAUCAAGUUUUUCUUUUGCAAGUAUAAAACAUAAAUAUUCAAUUAAAUUUCGUGAACAUAACUGAUACUCUCAAUGACAUUUACCAUGUCGGAAAUGACAAAUUGUUUGCCGAAUACACCAUACUUUUGAUUACAAAAGUUUACACACCAUGUGGGUCGGAAAGCUUGAAAUUUACGUUCUUGAAAGUAUAUGUUAAUCGUCAUGUUUGAAAUGUAAACAAAGGCAUAAAAGUAAAUGUUUUCAUGUUCGUGGUAAGGAUCGACUUGUGAUUGUCAAUGUUCCCGAUACAGAAUACAUAUGAAUGUAUAAACACGAGCCGUUUCAUCUUACAGGACUUACAGGAACAUAGUAAGCGGUUGUUUAAUUAUUGUAUUUAUGUUCUAGUAACCUUUGACACUGAUUUCGAGGACAGGCCAUGUUUGUGACAUAUACAUGUCUGUUGUUGGGCUUGAAAAAGAUAGGUCCAAAAUUUAAACUAAAAGCUAUAUUGUAUAAAUCUUUCGUUAUUUCUGUGCAAACAAUCCGGUUGUUUAAAGGUUAGGAUAUCAGAAAAUUACAGGAAAUAAAACAUAUCUUUGAAAAAAUCGCGAUCUUUCAUCAUUUGUUUGGUUGGCGCAUGAUUACAAAUUCAAUGUUAGUGGGCCGUGAUGUCCAUGAAGCCGUGUAAAGUGAUAAUUUUGAUGACACGUUGGUUUUAUUUUGUAAUUGUGGGUGAUUGUUGAAAGUGGUCAGAAAGAUCGGACAGUGGGAUGUUAUGAAAAAGUGAUGCUUUAUUUAGAUUAGAAAGUCAAUCGUACUCUACAGUAUAGAAAUCUAAGGUAAAAUACUCCUUUUAUUUCGUUCACUGAAGAAAACAUAUUUUUGUAAAAAAGCGGUGCACGUGUGAUUCGUGUAACACAGUUUAACAACAUUUUCUUAGAAAACUAACGCUCAGCUCAUUUACACUGAGAUAUCCUUGAUUGAAGAAUAUAUAUAUUGUAUAUAGACGAGAGACUUAUGGUACUAAAUAUUUACCCCGAAAAUUUCUAUGCAUUUUCUUCUAGUGCACUGUUGGGACAUGUUUUUGAGUGUCAUUGAUACUUUGUAAUUUAUUCGGAGCUACAUUUUUGUAUUAUUAUUAGUUUCUUUUUGAUCCCAGUGCAUUUCUCGCGUUGUUACAACAAUCUCAGUUUUACAUAGGAAUUUUGUUUCGUCAAAAUAGCAUAGGCCUUAAUUUCCUUGUGAUCUUUACAUCAUGGCUGUUAGAAGUCUUGAAGAAAAGAUAAAAAUCUUUGGAGGAACAAGUUGUUUUAUAAUUUGUUCCCAUCCAGAAGGUGUUUGGUAUUUGUUGCAAAGGAAACCUUUAGUGUAUGUUACACAUAAGAUGUUCAGACAUCGUGAAAUUCGUCUGUCCGACGGACAAGACCGGAAGAUUUUGACGCGGAGCGCUGUUUUCCGAGUCAAGGCCAGUCCGACAGUUCGGCAUUUAGCCACAUGGGUUAGUCUAAAUAAUGAGACCUUGGGUAGACCGAUUUACAUUUUGAUAUUUUAUCUUGUCUACCUAGAGGCAGAUAUCGACAAGUCAAAAAAAUAUAAUGAUCUUCAGCUCUGGAGUACAAAUACUUGGACUACCACAGGGGUGUAAAAUUCCAUUUGCCCUCUUGCAUUGGCGAGUUAAAGUCUGGAUAAGAAGAGUGGACCUCGCUGUAUACUCAACUGAUCGAGCGAGUGGUUUUUACGUCGUAACUUUACCAAAUUCAGAAAUUACAUCCCAAAAAAUUACCUGGAUUGACUGAAAUUUACCCGAGAAUCGUAAAGAUAUCAAAACGUCAUGCUGGUAAUUUUCCAUUCCAUGAGCACAUUCGACCUAUCAUAAUGUCUAAAUUACAUCACCGUUACUUUUGUUUAUCGACACGUACACAAAAAAUGCGUGUAGUGCAUUCAUUUUUAAUAAAUUAACAUCACACCGCUUGAGAAGUAGUACAGUUUGAAUUCUGUAACGAUUUUAAUAAGAUAUCGACAGAAAUUUAGGCAAAAUUCUAUAAAAACGAUUGAAUUUUCAUAUAAUUAUUUGUAAAAUUUCAAACAGCGCGAUCUUAAUUAUUUAUUUAUUUCUAAAAGUAAAUAAAGGAUACAUCCCCUAUGGUCAUAAAUUUCAGACUUUUGACCAGAAAGUGCAAAUAACAGAAUUGAAAAAUCUUAAAUAAUAAAAGAGCGACAGAAAUUUAAAUACAUGGAGUAAAACGAUUUUUGGCAAACAGAUUUCUGUUAGUGCGGCAGAAUAGGUUAAGUGACCUCAUGAACGUAAGUAGAAAUGUGGUUUUAAAAUAAAGCAAUAUGAUGUUGUUGUGGUUUUUAAUAAGUUUUAAAUGAAUCUUUGUACAUGUUUUUUUUGACACUACACUAUGUAAUAUAUUCAUAUAUUCUUCUCAAACAAUAAUGUAAAUUCCUGGAGGGCAAAUAGGUCACAGAGGUACGAAUCCACUAUCACUUGACACAUUUACCAGUCAGUUUAUACGGGAUAUUGCACAUUCGCUUGUAAGAAAUUGAAGAAGAAACUUUUUUUUAAAGAACUGAGGCGGUACGAUCAGACAGUGAUGUGUCACAUGGCGCGAAAACAUGAUGUAAUGCCAUGACAAUCUCGGGCAACUAUACCGCUUUUCAGAUCUCCACUUCAGAUGCCAUGAUAUACUGACACACUUCUUUUAGCUCCUUGAGGGGGUGUUAAUUGAUGAUGAAAACAUGGCCAAUUACUUAGUUUAUCAACUGAAUAAUUACCGAUAAUUGUUAAUGUUUUUAUGCCCCCGGCAUCUACUGAUGCGGGAGGCAUAUAGUGACCGUCCUGUCCGUCCGUCCGUACGAGGUUAACCAAAUGGGACCGUUUCGUCUAGCAUCAAUACCCCUUACUAGAAUGACUUGAUACUAAUGCAGAUGUAACCUGUGAACAUUCCUCAUCUUCAGACAUCACCUGACUUCAGUUUGACCUUGACCUUGACCUCGUUUUGGACUUAGGUUGCAUUAUAUGGGCCACCUCUUGGUUAACCAAAUGGGACCGUUUCAUCUAGCAUUAAUACCGCUUUCAAGAAUCAAUUGAUACUAGUACAGAUGAAACCUGUGACCAUUCCUCAUCUUCAAACAUCACCUGAUCUCAGUUUGACCUUAACCUCAUAUUGGACUUAGGUUGCUUUGUAUCGACAAGGAUGCCACCGGGGGCAUCAAGCGUUUAUUGAACGCAGCUCCUUGUUUUUGUUUUUUUUUUUCUCACUUUAAACACGGGUGGGGUGAUGAUGAUUAUUGUGUCCAUAUUUUUGGGACAGUUUUCAAAAUAAUUAUUUUCGGGAUUUUUGAAUCCAAAGCUUUGUAGAACAGAUAGGAUACAAGAAAAAUAUAUCAAGAGCUGCAUACUGACAAAAGGAAGCAAGAUUCCUUUUCGUUUCAUAUUUAGUGUUCGGUCCGGCAAAAUUUUGUUUGGUCCAGCAUACUUUCAGGCACUGCCGGACCGAAUGUCUGGCCAUGUUGGCAACUUUCGCGAUGUCUGGAUGUUUGUAGAAAUAAGGUUGUUUGGGAAACUGAAAAUGCUCACAAAACCAAUACAGGUCUUGUGUUUGUUUUGGAUCAACUUGUUUUGAAUUUGUUUUAAUUUCUUACACAUGAAAGUUGAAAAUAUAAAAUCAGUUUAACUUUGUUGUUCAUAA